Trypanosoma cruzi is the source of this 1062-nucleotide messenger RNA. RefSeq lists its product as uncharacterized. The record is from RefSeq and is a predicted model, not a curated record. Gene Ontology annotation, cellular component: mitochondrion. The transcript has a single exon. NCBI's taxonomy places the organism in Eukaryota, Euglenozoa, Kinetoplastea, Trypanosomatida, Trypanosomatidae. Gene Ontology annotation, molecular function: guanine nucleotide transmembrane transporter activity. The coding region runs from base 1 to 1062 and encodes 353 amino acids.
AUGUCUACACCCCAAACGCACCCGGCGACGCUGGUGGAUGCACGAUACAACGGGAGAAAAUUUUUUUUUUAUCACCUAAUCUUUGGUCCCACUGGGGCUGCCACUCUUGCAGGGUUAUGUGAGAUUCUCAUAUUUCAUCCCUUUGAUACAACGGCGAAGCGACUCAUGACGCAUCAGCACAUUGUAUUUGACCCCACCUCCUUGUCGAACACGUGGCGGGGUUUUUUGCGGGUUGUGUUUGCAGGCAUUGAGCACGACAAGCCCAUUGGAGCUCGCAUCACUUCUUUAGAUCGCGUGAGGCACAUGUACCCGGGAAGCACAUACGCCAUGUUAUAUAAGGUGUUGCAGCGCGUCAUUAAAUUUGCAGGUCAAUCAUACAUGCGGGAUUUUUUGGAGUCUAGAUUUGGGCAUAUUUUUUUAGGAGAUGCGCAGGAACAAUCAAAGCAGCAGCAGCAGCAGCAGCACACCCACAGAAGAAAUAAUCACGGCGCAAUGGCGCUUGAGGCCACCGCUGGGUGCCUUGUAGGUGUUUUCGAGGUGAUUCUGUUGCCCAUUGACCGGAUGAAGGUGCUGAACCAGACAAAUAAAGGGGCCAUUAAAAACCGCUCUUUUUUCCGAAUCCUCCGUCAAGAGGGGGUUAUGAGGAUGUACGCAGGCAUCGGAACAACCGCGGUGCGAAACGCCCCUGGUUCCUUUUUGUUGUUUGGAGGUGUGGCCUGGACCAAGGAGUACGUGUUUCACCUGGAGGACUACAGCGAAGCGACGUUUGUUCAGAAUUUGGUGAGCUCCACCGUGGGUGGUUUCCUCGGCGUGUGGUUUACGAACCCAAUCGAUGUUGUGAAGACACGCAUUCAAAACAAGAGAUUUGAAGACGGCCGCGUGACUGGUUGGAGCGUGAUGAUGGAGACCUUUCGGCGAGAGGGCGUGACGGCCUUUUACAAGGGCAUGUUGCCGAAACUCCUCACAUCGGCACCUCGUCUUGUCUUUUCGUACACAAUGACGCAGUUUUUUAUUAGAUGUUUUCGUGGUGAGAAGCCAAAGCCGUUGCGCGAAUCAAAAUGA